CCAGAGGGGUGACGGGUGGUAAGAGGGGUGACACAGGCGGGUAACGAGCAGCACCGGGAGUGACACCGGGGGAGCACGGGCAGCACCGGGCGGGGAUCGGCGCUAGGACCCGGCGUGGCGGGGCCCGCCCGGAUUCCAGGCUGGCUCCCGGUGUGACGUCACGCCCGGUCCCGGCCCCUUGCGCUCGGGAAAAUGCUGCUCUCGGUGCCGCCGCGCUCGGGGCUCCCCGCCUUCGCCUACAACAAGGGCGGCAAGAAGCAGCCCUAUGUGCCCCCGGCACAGCCCCUGGGCCCCCCCAGCCCCAGCCCCGCCGGGGGGGCCCCGGACCAGCUCAGCAAGACCAACCUCUACAUCCGGGGGCUGCACCCUGGCACCACAGACCAGGACCUGGUCAAGCUCUGCCAGCCCUAUGGGAAGAUCGUCUCCACCAAAGCCAUCCUGGACAAGACAACCAACAAGUGCAAAGGUUAUGGUUUUGUGGACUUUGAUAGCCCCACAGCCGCCCAAAAGGCUGUGACGGCGCUGAAGGCCAGCGGGGUGCAGGCGCAGAUGGCCAAGCAACAGGAGCAGGACCCCACCAACCUGUACAUCUCGAACCUGCCGCUGGGUGUGGAUGAGCAGGAGCUGGAGGCGCUGCUGAAGCCCUUUGGGCAGGUGGUCUCCACCCGCAUCCUGCGGGACCCCCACGGGGCCAGCCGGGGGGUGGGCUUUGCACGGAUGGAAUCCACGGAGAAGUGUGAGGCUGUCAUCACCCACUUCAACGGGAAGUUCAUCAAGACCCCCCCGGGGGUGCCAGCCCCCCCAGACCCCCUGCUCUGCAAGUUCGCUGAUGGGGGGCAGAAGAAGCGGCAGAGCCAGGGCAAGUUCGUGUCCAACGGCAGAACCUGGGCCCGGGACGGCGACACGGGCACCGUGACCUUGGCCUACGACCCCGCGACGGCGCUGCAGAACGGGUUCUACCCGGCGCCCUACGGACUGGCCCCUGGCCGGAUGCUCCCCCCCGCCGCCCUGGCCCCCUACCUGCCCUCCCCAGUGUCCUCCUACCAGGUCCAUGGCCCCACCUGGAUGCACCAGUCCUACCUCGUGCAGCCCACGGGCGCGGUGCUGGCCCCUGCCGUGGACCACGCUGUCCCCCUCCAGCCCUCUGUGGGCUGGCCCCCCUGGCCCAGCAGCUCGGCCACCUCUCUGGGCAGCGCUGGCACGUAUGUCCCUGCUGCCGCCGCCGUCCCCGGAGCCUUCAUCCCUCCGUAUCCACCGGUGCCCCCCGCCCUCCCGCUGGAGGACGGCGGAGCCGCCCCGACCCACGGCCCCAUCGAGUCACCGUCCGAGCCCGGCGCCUUCCCCUACCCCUACCGCCAAGUAGCGGCGGGGGGGGCCCGGCCGGAGGGACCCUCCCCCCCUCGGCUCCUCCGGGAGGGGCCGCGCCGGGACCCCCGCCCGGUGCCCCCCAUCCCGCCUCGGGAAAGCUCUGAGCCCGGGGUGGGGUGGGGAGGGGGUCCCGGCGCUGGGGAAGGGGUGGGGGUCCCCGCUGCCCCCCGCCACUUUCCACCCCCACCUCCCCCUCGGAGGGCUUUGUCUUCCUCCCGCGUUUUCUAAAAAACUAAAAAAAGUGGAAAAAAAAGAAACAAACAGAAAAACCCAAAAAAACCACACAUAGCAAGGAAAAAAAAAAGAAAAAAAAAGGCCGAAAAAAAAAAAAAAAAGUUAAAAACGGCAAAAGCCGCUGCCGCGCGCUGCCCCGGGCGGGGGGGGGGCCGGGG
Molecule: messenger RNA, 1760 nt
Organism: Cinclus cinclus
Lineage: Eukaryota; Metazoa; Chordata; Aves; Passeriformes; Cinclidae
Gene: RBMS2
Product: RNA binding motif single stranded interacting protein 2
Exons: 13
Coding region: 193-1596 (467 amino acids)
Cellular component (GO): ribonucleoprotein complex; nucleus; cytosol
Molecular function (GO): poly(A) binding; mRNA 3'-UTR binding; poly(U) RNA binding
Source: RefSeq, a predicted model, not a curated record